Messenger RNA from Chrysochloris asiatica (Cape golden mole), 1512 nucleotides. It is a transcript of the gene KRT9, whose product is annotated as keratin 9. Gene Ontology annotation, molecular function: structural molecule activity. NCBI's taxonomy places the organism in Eukaryota, Metazoa, Chordata, Mammalia, Afrosoricida, Chrysochloridae. The record is from RefSeq and is a predicted model, not a curated record. Gene Ontology annotation, cellular component: keratin filament.
AUGUCCCAGAGCCUGUUGGGGGAGGCUGGGGAGGAGGUGGAAAUUUUUGCUCCGGCUGUGGUGGAGGAUCCGGGUGUGGGUGGCUUCAGUGCUGGUGGCCUCAGUGGAGGCUCCAGGGACUUCGGUGGUAGUUCUGGAGGAGGCUUUGGUGGGUCUGGGGGCAGUGAUGGUGAUAUUCUGACUGCUAGCGAGAAGUCCAGCCAGGGCCUCAGUGCCCGGCUGGCCUCCUACUUGGAUAAGGUGCAGGCCCUAGAGGAUACCAACGCUGAUUUGGAGAAUAAGAUCCGGGAGUGGUACCACAAUAAUGCCGAGACCUUCCAAAAUGACUGCUCUUCCUACUAGGAUGAUGUUGAAGAUCUCAAGAACCAAAUUGUGAGCAUCAUGGUGGACAACAACAAAACUCUCCUGGACAUUGACAAUACGUGUGUGAUGCUGGAUAACUUCAGGAUGAAGUUUGAGAUGGGGCAGGAGCUGUGGCAAGCAGUGAAUUCUGACACCAAUGGUCUGUGCAGGCUACCGGAUGACCUGACCAUGCAGAAGUUUGAUUUGGAGAUGCAAUCUGAGAUUCUGUAGGAGGAACUGAUGAUGGUUCUCAAAAAAAACCCAUCACAGGGUAUGGAGAUGGACAAGCUGACUGGGCAGAACUCUGGGGAUGUCUGUGUGGAGAUGAACGCUGCUCCUGCCCAAGAUCUCACCAAGGUCCUCAAUGAAAUGCGACAGGAGUAUGAGCAGAUCAUUGCUAAGAACUGUAAGGACAUUGAGGAACAAUAUGAGACUCAGAUAACCCAGAUUGAGCAGGAGGUGCCAAUGAGUAGCCAUGAGAGGAAGUCUAACACUAAGGAGAUGCCCCAGGUCCAGCACAGUGCUCAUGAGUUGGAUGUGGAGCUUCAGUCUCAGCUCAGCGUGAAAUCUGCCCUGGAGAAGACAUUGGAAGAGACCAAGACUUGCUACUGUGGCCAACUGAAACUGAUCCAGGAGCAGAUGAGUAAAUUGGAGGCCCAGCUCACAGAGAUCUGGGCAGAGAUCAAGUGUCAGAACCAGGAGUACAGUCUUCUGCUCAGCAUCAAGACACAGCUGGAGCAGGAAAUUGAGAUCUACCGCAACCUCCUGGAGGGUGGCCAGGAGGACUUUGAGUCUUCUGGAGCUGGACUAUUUGGCUUUGGAAGUGGCAAAGGAAGUGGAGGAAGACAAAGUCGAGGAGGAAGUAGAUCUCAAUGUGGAAAUGGAGCCAGCCAUGGCAAAAGAUCCAGGCGAGGGAGAGGAGGUAACUAUGGUAAAGGAAGUGGUUCUGGAGGAGAAAAUGGUGGCAGUUAUGGUGAAGGAAGUGGAUCAGGAGGUCAAAGUGGAGGCAGCUAUGGGGGAGGAAGUGGGUCCAAAGGAGGAAGUGGAGGUGGGUAUGGGGGAGGACAUAGAUCUGGAGGAGGAAAUGGUGGCAGCUAUGCAGGAGGAAGUAGAAGGCAAUCCCAGCCGCAGUCCUCUUCCUCAGAAUCAGGUGACUGUGAUGAUACAUAA